AUGAUCUCCGAAGACCAAGGGGCCACAGAAUCCUCCCCACUGUUGCGCGACAUUGACCCAGAAGCAGCAAGCAAUUCCAAGAAUUCAGGAUGGCGACAAGAAUUAGCAAUCAUCUCACGAUAUUCCGCCCCGCUCAUGAUAUCGCUUCUACUUCAACAUGCAUUGAGCGGUUCUAGCAUCUUCAUGGUGGGCCACCUAGGGAAACGAGAAAUCGGGGCCGUGAGCUUAGCCAACAUGACUGUCCAGAUCACUGGAUUUUUUGUCUUCCAAGGGCUAGCAACAUGUUUGGAUACCUUAUGUCCUCAAGCAUAUGGUUCAGGGAACCUGACCAUGGUCGGGCUGCAUGUUCAGCGACUGACGCUUUUCAUGCUCGUCCUUACAAUCCCAAUUGGAGCUAUAUGGUGGAAUGCGGAUCGAAUCUUUCUUCUCAUCCUACCGUCUGAAUCCCAGGAGACGGCUCUUCUCGCAGGAUUGUAUCUGAAAAUUGCCAUCGCCGGCGCUCCCGGUUAUGCUUGCUUUGAGUCCGGAAAGCGAUUUUUCCAGGCACAGGGAUUGUUCAGUGCUAGUCUGAGACUGCAAUGGGGCUUUAUCGGUGCACCUAUCGCCGUUGCGAUCGCAAACAGUCUUCUGCCCGUAUUUCUAGCCUUCUAUGUCAUCUUCAUCAAGGGCUCUGAAUGCUGGCACCCCAUUUCUUUCGAGGUGUGGCGCGGCUGGGGUCCAAUGUUGCAGCUUGCCAUCCCGAGUUGGCUAAUGAUCGAAGCCGAGGUCCUCGCAUGGGAAUUCAUGACCAUUAUUUCGUCCCGUCUAGGUGCAACUGAGCUUGCGGCCCAGGCUGCUAUAUCGACACUUUCAGACUUUGCAUUCCAAAUCUCGUUUUCCAUCGCUGUUGCUGGUGGCACACACAUUGCCUAUCUGAUCGGAGCAGGCUUCCUCCAGCGUGCGGCAACAGCAGCCAAGGUCAUGGUCCUUGCUGCCUUUGGUGCUGGCAUAUCAAAUAUGCUUGUGAUCCUUGCUCUCAGGAGUGUCAUUCCGGGCUUAUUUAGUGAUAUCGGUGAGGUCUGGCAGUACAUCUUCUUAUUGCUUCCAUUGGGUGCCGUUGUUCAAAUUCCAGACGCCGUGGCCACUUCUCUCAAUAGCUUACUGCGGGCUGUGGGACGACCGGAUCUGGGGAGCUACGUUCAGCUCUCAAUCUACUACCUCGUGGGAUUGCCUUUGGGCAUUGCUUUCGCAUUUGGCUUGCACUGGAGCAUUUUUGGGCUAUGGUGUGGAAUCCUUAUCGGCCAGUCGAUCAUUGUGUCGAUCGAGGGCUUUUAUUUCUGGAAAAUGGUGGACUGGGAGAAGGCAUCCCGAGAAGCGGUAGAUCACUGCAUCGCCCAGCAAUCCACCAUGGAUGCCGCCGAGGAUCGAGACGUGAAGCUUCAACGGGCCUCCGGGGAUUUGGUGUCCGAGUUUUCCGCAAAGCUUCCCUCGCUAUUGUGGAGAGCCCAAAAUGGCACUCCCCUCCGCACCCCACGUAAAUGGGCGCAGGUCACCAAAACGAACAAGCUUGUUAACCUUCUUGAACCCUUUCAAGAAUGGCCUCAACUCUUAGAUCCACAUUUGCAGACAUUGCUGCCUCCUUUAGUGGACGCUUUUCUAGCGUAUCUGAUCAAGCACCGCACUCAGUAUGGCUCUGUGUCGACGAAGUCAUCUCAAGCAAGGAAUCUGUUCCCCCUACCAAGAGCCAUCUGCAGAUUACUUUACACUUUCUGCAAAGUCCGUGGCGUCAAAGUGAUUAGCAGAUUCUUAAACAAUGAGCCGAAAUACCUAGAUUCGAUGCUUCGGGCCUUCAUCGAAUGGGAUGCGAUACGGCCAAAUUCCGAAGAACUGGUCGAAUCUGGAACCCAGCGACUCAUCUGGGAAGAACGCUACGUGAUGCUGGUCUGGCUUUCGCAUCUUCUACUUGCUCCUUUUGAUUUGUCGUCCUUAUCAUCAGAUAGUAUUCCGGUGCCAUAUGAUAAUCUACAACAGUUAACUUGGCUACCAUCUGAGACUCCUAUGAUUGCCCAGUCGCUUCUUUCCCUGUCGUUGCACUAUAUUGGUGCGUCGGGAAAAGAACGUGAGGCAGCCACGGCACUUUUGGCACGAUUGGCUUUACGCGGAGACAUGCAAGCUCUCGGUAUGCUUGCAGGUCUGACAAAGUGGUCAUUCGCUAUAGUACAACCGACGGGGAACAUCGACUCGCCCUCUGUCUAUGCUUGUAUCGGGGUCCUCACAUUCAUUGCUCGCUUGUGCGCAUCGGGUCAGGUAGAGGACUUUGCUCCCCUGGUCAAUUCUGUCUUCCAGCAGACUCUCAGUGUAUUUCAAGAGAAGUCUUCAGUAUCUGCGACAAUCCAGUCUUCGGCGUUGGCUAGAAAGAUCGUUGUCAAGAUCCUUCGCAACAUUACAGUCAUGGCCUUGUCCUUGAGUGAGCGAGGCGACGCCCACAUCACUGAUUAUCAGUUAUCGACCAUACUUGAAGAUGCAAUUGAUCAUUUCUUGGUCUCCUUGGCCGACAAAGAUACACCCGUGCGAUUUGCAGCGAGCAAAGCACUCAGCAUCAUCACUUUGAAAUUGGACCCAGAGAUGGGGACGGAGGUCAUUGAAGCGGUUAUUGGCUCGCUGGGAGAAAACAUUCUCUAUGAAAAAGAUGAUGGCUCCCUCGUGACGCCAUUUGAAGCCAGGAAGAUUGGCACACACACCCUUAAACGUAAUCUCAGUGCAGUCGAUGCCCAGCAAUGGCAAGGAUUAAUCCUGACACUGUCACAUUUACUUUUCCGCCGAGCACCUCCUAUUCCCCAGCUUCCUGAAAUUCUUCAAUCACUUGUGUCUGGUCUAGGCUUCGAGCAAAGAUCUUCUACUGGUGGUUCUGUGGGAACUGGGGUUCGAGAUGCGGCAUGCUUCGGUAUUUGGGCUAUUUCCCGGAAGUAUACAACACGAGAACUCCUGGCUUUGCAGCCCCAGUUGGUGGCGUCGCAAUCUGGCCAGAAGGAGGUCGAUGUUCUGCAAAAGCUGGCCGUGGAACUCAUCUGUGCUGCCUGUAUCGAUCCUUCUGGGAACAUCCGACGCGGGUCGUCUGCUGCGCUACAAGAGUUGAUUGGUCGCCACCCUGAUACCAUCGCGCAGGGCAUUCCUCUCGUUCAGGUUGUAGAUUAUCAUGCCGUUGCACGACGUUCUCGUGCACUUACCGAUGUUGCAAAAGCAACAGCGUCUCUGGAUCAAAUUUACUGGAGUCCACUUCUGGACGCUUUGAUGGGAUGGAGAGGUAUUGGUUCUCCAGAUGCCGAGUCCAGAAGACAUGCGGCUAAGUCCAUUGGAACGUUGAGUACACAGGAGCUAUUCAAAACCAUGAAGUUGGUCCUGGAUAAAUUGCUGCAAACUUUCUCCAGCAUCUCUCGGAAUGAUGUGGAAUCACGCCAUGGCUGUCUGUUGUCUAUUGCUGCUACGAUCGAUGCUUUUAUUUUACAUUGGGAAGCAUCCGCAGAGAAGAGAGAUACCCCGGAAGCCAGGGCUGUUUCCACUCAAGUGGCCAACAUCUGGGAUAUAUUUGGUUCUGUCUCAGGCCCUACCAAUGACGACUUAACCUUCCAGACUUCACGCCCCGAAUUGACAGCAGAGGCAUCUUCCUGUUUGAUCUACUCGCUCUCUCGGUCUGCCCUCGCAACAGAUCUAGCUCAACCUUUAGAACCACUUUUGAAUCGAGCACUCCAAAUUCUAUCCCUCUGUGUUUCCCGAAGUGACGAUAUCUCGAUUGAAACAUCUUCAUCCGCCUUGGCGCAACUAUUUCCUCUUCUAUCGCGAUCAAAGCAGCAAGAAACCGUGCGUUUUUGGUUCGCCCAUCUCCGUACUUCAUGGAGAUUACCGGCAGGCCGUGGUCAAAUUCUAGCACUCGGUACAGUGUUCAGGCAAUUUGGAGCACAAAGUGAUGUCCAAGAAGACAUCGUGACCGAGAUUCUUCGUUACACCGGGGAGGAAGAACUCAUCGAGAAACGAGUUGCUGCUGUAAAAUGCUUGUCCACCAGCAUCUUGCCAUUUAUGACUACCACCGACACAAUUGCGAGCAAUUUUGUCGAAUUCUUGAAUGAUUAUACCACUGAUAGAAGAGGUGAUAUUGGGUCUCUUAUUCGAGUUGAGGCAAUCCAGGCAGUCGGCAUCUUGCUUCAAAGACAAUCGAACUCUACACCACGCUCGACACCUGUUCAAACUUUGGUUGGGUGUCUUUGCCGUCUUGCAUGCGAAAAGCUCGACAAGGUCAGACUGCAAGCAUGGAUUUCUCUACAAAAUUUCUGGGAAUCAGCAAGUGAUCUCCCUCCACUUGAAAAGAAAUUCGAGCACUUCAGCCAUGUUUCGUCACAAGAGUACUUUGCUCAACUACUUACUUUGCAGGAAGUUGACUGGCUUCGUCUUCCACUGUUACAAGGACUGGCUACUUCUGCUAUUUCAGGAGCAGAAGGUCUUGUUCGAGCAUCUCGCUCAGCUCUGACGCAGUUGCUCUAUUCCAAAGCUGAACCCCGACGCCAGGAGAUAUUGAUGGUUUUCUUGCAGGAUCUUUCAACGGUACUGAGUGACAACCUACAAGAUGACCGUUUUGCCAUUCCAGCCGUCGAAUUUGUUGCAUUUUUAAUUGACAGUUACAUCCCUGUUAUCCCGGAAGGCUCAGAUCCAAGGAUUGACUCCUUGCGAGAUAGUGUCUUGAAGAAGAUGACCGGACUGCUUUUGCAUCCUUUCCCAAGGGUCCGAUCAAGCGCUGCAGAGUAUCUAUUUGUUGUGACAGAUUCUGAGAUUGCCAAAUACGAAGACUGGUCUGCGUCGCCUAAAAAGCUGAAGCCCCAGGUGGAUAAUCUGAAGGUCACCAUUUCUCUGGAGGGAUAA
Molecule: messenger RNA, 4890 nt
Organism: Penicillium digitatum Pd1
Lineage: Eukaryota; Fungi; Ascomycota; Eurotiomycetes; Eurotiales; Aspergillaceae
Source: RefSeq, a predicted model, not a curated record